AUGGACACCGGCAUCAUCGGCUCCGUGGUAGUGAUGGACCAAUUCAAGCAGAAAUUCGGCUCCUUCUCAUCCAUCGUCCAUGGUCUAGUAGUCUCAUCCAUCCUGAUCCCUGCGGCCUUUUCGUCGUUCUUCGGAGGGAAACUAGCCGACUGGAUCGGACGACCCAGAAGCAUCGCAAUCGGUGCCCUUAUUUUCGGUAUCGGAUGUGCCUUUGAAGCAGGUGCAGUGCAUCUGGCCAUGUUUAUCGUUGGCCGUGUUGUCGAGGGUCUCGGCGAGGGUCUAUACCUGGGGACCCUAGUAGUAUACAUCUGCGAAAUCUCCCCACCAAGUCAACGAGGCCCACUAACCACCGGCCCUCAACUCCUCGUCACAAUGGGCCUCGUAGUCGGCUUCUUCACCUGCUACGGCUGCGAGAAAAUGCCUUCAUCCAUGGCGUGGCGAACGCCAUUCACCGUCCUGGCCUGCAUUUCCAUCGUCUUCAGUCUCGCUGCGUUCUUAUGGCUAAUUGAUUCCCCACGAUGGCUCACACUCCAUAAUCGCGUCGACGACGCCACUCGCGCUUGGGAAUAUCUGCAAGUAAGCCAGGCCGAUCGCGAGGAACUCCUCGAAGAGGAAGAGGAAGUCGACGUUCGUGAAGAGGCCCUGACGCAUCCGCUCGCCCCGACGGAGAGUGUCCUUGCGCCGAAUACCCUUGAUCAGGUGGUUUCCCGCCAUAGUCGCGUAUCUACCCGCCGGACGAAGGGUAAGGGGAUGGAAGAAGCCUCGCUGUUCGAUGCAUUCAAGCCCGAUGUGCGCAGUCGCACGCUCCUUGGCCUGUUUCUCAUGGGUAUGCAGCAGAUGGCUGGGAUUGACGGAGUUUUAUACUAUGCCCCCAUGCUCUUCGAACAAGCCGGCAUGACCUCCUCCCAAGCCAGCUUCCUAGCCUCUGGCGUCUCCGGCCUAGUCAUCUUCGUCGUGACAAUCCCAGGCCUCAUUUACGCCGAUUCCUGGAGCCGGCGCGCCAACGUCAUCCUCGGCGGUCUGGGACUCACCAUCACCAUGUUCGUGAUCGGUUCAUUGUACGCCGCCGAUGCAGUGCACCAUUCGACCGGCGCAGGUCGCUGGGUCGUUAUCGUCGCGAUUUAUCUUUUCGCUGCUAUUUAUAGUGUCUCGUGGGGCGUGAGUUGCAAGGUCUACGCGGCGGAGAUCCAGCCUCAGCGGACGAGAGCGAGCGCGACGUGUCUGGCGCAUGGGAGUAACUGGGUGUCGAAUUUCUUUGUUGCGCUGAUUACGCCGGUCUUGUUGGCGAGGAGUAGUUGUGCGGCAUACUUUCUAUUUGGGGGUUGUACGGCGCUGACGAUUGUUGUUUGUGGGUUUUAUAUGCCCGAGACGAAGGGACGGUCGUUGGAGGAGGUGGAGAGGUGCUUUGUUAGAGGGAAGGAGGAUUCAUAG
This is a messenger RNA of Aspergillus luchuensis, 1431 nucleotides long. RefSeq lists its product as uncharacterized. The coding region runs from base 1 to 1431 and encodes 476 amino acids. Gene Ontology annotation, biological process: transmembrane transport; carbohydrate transport. Gene Ontology annotation, cellular component: membrane. The transcript has 3 exons. Gene Ontology annotation, molecular function: carbohydrate:proton symporter activity. The record is from RefSeq and is a predicted model, not a curated record. NCBI's taxonomy places the organism in Eukaryota, Fungi, Ascomycota, Eurotiomycetes, Eurotiales, Aspergillaceae.